Messenger RNA from Prorocentrum cordatum, 667 nucleotides. Lineage: Eukaryota; Dinophyceae; Prorocentrales; Prorocentraceae. The record is from the annotation of a GenBank genome assembly.
GCAGGCAUUCCUGGAUCCGGCGGGGGGCCCGUACCAAGUGUCGACGGGCGGCUUCCACUCGGGCGCGCAGGACGCCGCGGAGCUCGGGCUCGGCCCCCGCGGGGACGGGCACGCCCUCGAGUCCCUCCGCGAUGCCAUCGACAAGGCCAACGCGCCCGUCGUCGGCAUCGACGUGCAGGGCUGCAUCGUAGAGUGGAAUCGCAAGGUCGCGCAGAUCUGCGGGUGGUCGAAGGAGGACGUGCUGGGGAAGCAGCUCGUGGAGACGCUCGUGCCCUACGACAGCCAGGACCGUGUGGUGGAGGUGCUCAACGCCGCGCUCCAGGGGAGCGAAGUGGACAGCUAUGAGUUGCCCCUGCUCGAUAAGGCGGGGAAACUGCACACCCUCACGCUGAACGCGGCAAUGUGCGUGGGGGUCGACGGCGAGACAACAGGAGUCAUCGGCUUCGGCCAGGACGGCAGCGGGCCUCCCGUAAAGAAUGAUCAAGAGGCCACGGCAGCGCCGGACCGCGUGCCCCAGCUUGCGGACGGCGCCACCGCGCCCGUGCUGCUCCUCGACUCCGCAGGCUGCGUCGUGGGGUGGAGCCAGGGGCUGGCGGAGCUGACUGGCUACGACCAGGACGGGCGGGCGGGGGCGUGCUGGGCCGCCGUGCUCCCCCUCCCCGGGUAA